This is a messenger RNA of Prinia subflava (tawny-flanked prinia), 885 nucleotides long. It is a transcript of the gene VAMP3, whose product is annotated as vesicle associated membrane protein 3. Lineage: Eukaryota; Metazoa; Chordata; Aves; Passeriformes; Cisticolidae. Gene Ontology annotation, cellular component: SNARE complex; plasma membrane. Gene Ontology annotation, molecular function: syntaxin-1 binding; SNAP receptor activity. Bases 154 to 468 code for a protein of 104 amino acids. The record is from RefSeq and is a predicted model, not a curated record. Gene Ontology annotation, biological process: vesicle-mediated transport; vesicle fusion; SNARE complex assembly. The transcript has 5 exons.
CAAUCCCGCCCCGGGCCCGGGCCUCACCCAGCGCCCGCCGCCCGCCCCGGGCCCCGCCCCGUGACUCGUCAGCGCGGGGCGCCGCGCGCAGUUCCCGCUGGACGCGCCCGGUCGCUGCUGCUGCUGCGGCCCCGUUCUCGUCCCGCCGGCAGCAUGUCAGCCAACGUCCCUGGGAGCUCAAACAUGGCUGCUAGCAGCAACCGCCGGCUUCAGCAAACUCAGCACCAAGUAGAUGAGGUUGUUGACAUCAUGAGAGUGAACGUGGACAAGGUGUUGGAGCGAGACCAGAAGCUCUCAGAGCUGGAUGACCGCGCUGAUGCCCUGCAAGCAGGGGCUUCCCAGUUUGAGACCAGCGCCGCCAAGCUGAAGAGGAAAUACUGGUGGAAGAACUGCAAGAUGUGGGCAAUAUUGAUAGCUGUUGUUGUCAUUAUCAUCAUCAUCAUUAUUGUCUGGAGUACCUAUUCAUGAGUUACAAGAAGAAACUCAGUUCAACCGAAGGUGCCUUUGAGAAUCUUCUUCAGCCUCUCCACUCCAGCCUGCUGCCUUCUCAGCCCAUUUACUGAUGUUUAAAGCAAAACUAUUUUGAUUACCGAGAUGUUAACUAACUUUACUGGUCGCCUUAAGACACUCCUGUCAUUAAUUACUAACCAGCCCGGCUCACCACUCCCACAGUGCCUCAAUGACCCGGGGCGGGCCACGCCCGGCCCGGCCACGCCCCUCGCCCGGCCACGCCCCUGGGCGGGGCCUGCCCCGCACGUGGCGGCGGGGGCAUGCGCGCGCACGGGGGCCGCGUGCGGCGCCGCGUGAGGGGCGGGGCGGCGCCCCCGCCCGGGCGGGCCCCGCCCCCCGCGCGCGGUCUCCUCCAAUAAAGCGGCUCCGACCCCG